AUGGGUGACCAAACUGCUAAUCAGAAUCAAGUUUCCAAUGAUGUUGGAAACCGCAAGCCAACUGGAGCCCUGUGGGCUGCCACUGCUCACAUAGUAACGGCUCUUAUAGGAUCUGGAGUUUUGUCAUUGGCUUGGGCCACAGCUCAGCUUGGAUGGAUUUUUGGACCGAUUGUCAUGCUCUUGUUCUCUCUUGUCACUUGCUACACUUUUACCCUUUUCGCUGAUGCAAUUUCUUCUGAGGAACGUGCCGCCUACGACACUUACAUGAAAAUUUUCGAAUCCAAGCUUGAUCGUAUUAAGUUCAAGAUAGGUGAAGUUGUUUAUUACAUAAGCCUUUUUGGAGUUGCCAUUGGCUACACUACAGAAUCAUCUGCAUGCUUGAAUGCUAUCCAAUGGUCAAAAUGGUUUCACAGUGGUGGUGACUACCAUAUGAACCGCAUCUUAUGUGUGGUUAUUUUUGGAGUAAUACAAAUGUUUUUCUCUCAAAUUUAUGAAUGUAAAAUAUUAAGGCGGAUUACAGUAUUCGUAACUGCGGUCACAUCCUUUGCCUACUCAAUGAUUGGUCUUGGUCUUAGUGUCGCUAAAGUUGCAGUAACUGGGAAAUUCAUGGGAAGUUCAACUGGUAUAAGCAUUGGCACUGUUACUGAGACCCAAAAGAUAUGGAGGACUUUCCAUGCAGUUGGGGUUAUCGCAUAUGCAUAUUCUUACUUCAUCAUCUUGAUUGAAAUACAUGGCUCGAUCAAUUCUCCAACCUCCGAAAGGGAGACAUUGAAGAAGGCAUCAAGGGCAUCAGUAAUAAGUGUUGUAUUAACAACUUUAAUCUACAUGCUCUGUGGUUGCUUUGGAUACGCUGCUUUUGGAGACUUAUCACCUGAAAAUCUCGUCACUGGUUUAGGAUUUGAUAAACCAUUUUUGCUUCUAGAGAUUGCCAAAGUAGCCAUAGUUAUUCACCUCAUUGGAGCAUACCAAGUUUACAGCCAACCCCUCUUCAAAUUCAUUGAAAAUGAAGUUUCUCAACAAAAAUUGGCUCGCUUGGUUUGGAAGACAAUUUUUGUGGCUAUAACCAGUUUCAUGUCAAUGCUCCUUCCAUCCUUCAACGAUGGGGUUGGUCUCAUUGGAGCCUUGGGGUUUUGGCCAUUCACAGUCUACUUUCCUGUUGAGAUAUACAUAAAGGAAAAGGAAAAGAAAAAGGAAAUAGAGAAAUGGAGUAAAAAGUGGAUUUGGCUCCAAAUCCUAAGUUUUACCUGCUUCAUUAUUAGCAUUGCUGCUGCUAUAGGCUCUAUUGCAGGAUUUGUUCUUAACCUCAAGACUUUCAAGCCUUUCAAGUUCGCUAACUAA
This is a messenger RNA of Mangifera indica (mango), 1338 nucleotides long. Its product is annotated as amino acid permease 3-like. NCBI's taxonomy places the organism in Eukaryota, Viridiplantae, Streptophyta, Magnoliopsida, Sapindales, Anacardiaceae. The transcript has 7 exons. The record is from RefSeq and is a predicted model, not a curated record. Bases 1 to 1338 code for a protein of 445 amino acids. Gene Ontology annotation, cellular component: plasma membrane.